AUGCUCAGCCUCCUCUCAUGCGUGGCGCCUCUGUCCUGGCACAUACAGCCGGCCGCUCCGUCGCACGUCCGGCUGGCCGCCAGCCUGUGCGUCGACGAGUUCACCGCGUUGCCGCUGCCGCUGCUGCCCGUACCCGGCUGGAAGCGCCAGGCGAGGGAGAGGGCGAUCGACGAGUGGGCGGCGUCGAGGCGGGCGCUCCUCGCGAGCGGCGAGCCGCAUGCCCUCAUUGUCGGCCUCCGCGACGCGGCCGAGGCUGGCCGCUUCUUUGAGGGCCCGAUGUACCCUUAUAUUGCCAACGUCGCCGUCAGGGUUGGCGCGCGGCGGCUCGGCCUUGGCCGGGCGCUGGUGGAGGAGGCGGAGCGCACGGCGGUGGAGCUGGGCUUUGACCGGCUGUACAUCAAGGUCGACCGGCAAAACUUUGGCGCGCGGCGGCUGUACGACCGGCUUGGCUAUGAGAUUUGCUACCUGCAGAACCGGCCGCCGGACCGGACAAACAAGCAGCGGCAGAUGCUCUUCUUGAGAAAGGCGGUCGGGGCGGGGGCGGCAGGGGCGGGAGAGAGCGCGCGGGAGGCGGCUCGUACGUAG
Molecule: messenger RNA, 585 nt
Organism: Emiliania huxleyi CCMP1516
Lineage: Eukaryota; Haptophyta; Isochrysidales; Noelaerhabdaceae
Exons: 2
Coding region: 1-585 (194 amino acids)
Molecular function (GO): acyltransferase activity, transferring groups other than amino-acyl groups
Source: RefSeq, a predicted model, not a curated record